AUGGGCGGUGUGGAUAAACUCCACCGACGUGGUAUCAAAGGCAAAGGCAUCAAGAUAGGGAUUAUCGAUACGGGCGCUGACUACCGACAUCCUGAUCUUGGGGCAGGCUUUGGACCAGGUCAUAAAAUUGCUGGAGGCCAUUCUUUUGUCUACGACAAUGGAACGCUUGGCGAAGGGCCUGAUACAUUUAUAUCUUGCUACGGAGGAGGUCAUGGCACUCAUGUAGCCAGAAUCAUUGGAAUGGACAGCGUUCCUAGCAGCUUUGAUAUUACUGGAGUUGCCCCUGAAGCAUCUAUCUACAUGUACAGGGCCUUUGAUUGUAAUGGUCGCGCUGGAAGCGAUACAAUCGUGGCCGCUAUGUCAAAAGCUCAGGAAGACGGCGUGGACAUUGUCAGCAUGUCACUUGGAAUCGGUCCAGCUUCUUUCAGUGGAGCGGUGGAUCCUUUGGCUGCCAUCACCAAAACUCUAACAAACGCCGUUAUUGCUGUCAUCGUCGCGCAGUCAAAUGCUGCCAACGAGAUUGGAAGGGCCAAGAAUGAUCUGUACACGGAAGAGUGGCCAAGUACGGAAUCUACGGCGCUUGCUGUUGGUGCGAUUUCAAACACAUAUUUUCCGGUUGUGUACCCAGCAGUUGAUUUAUCUGGCGCAACUCUGCGAUACGCCAAGAACUAUGGAGCCGGCGGUGGAUAUUCACACUACAAAUUAAAGUUCAGCAGCUCCAGCUUCAGUAGUAGCCAACAGCCAGGUGGUGGAUUGAUGGAUUACUACUCGAGCUUUGGGCCGACAUGGCAUGACUACAACUUGAAGCCCCAGGUCUCUGCACCAGAAGGCCAUAUUCUCUCAACCUGGCCUCUGGGUCCACUUGGUGGAUAUGCAAUUCUCUCUGGAAUAUCCAUGGCAACGCCUUAUCUUGCCGCUUCAUACGCACUCGUCAAGACUCAGUUUCCUAAAGCCAGCAUAGCGGAAAUCACUACUCGAUUACAGAUUAAUGCCAAACCUCUUCCGUGGAUCUGGAAUAGCAACAUGCUCUCGGCCACGUAUCAACAAGGAGCUGGAUUGGUGGAUGUUUUCAACGCAAUUUACUCAGACAGCUACUCAGACUACUAUCUUCAAUAUGCCGAGCCAAGUCAACAGCCCCUCUACGGAACCGCCACCUUCCCAACACCGACAGUAAAAAUUAGAGCCGGGCAAUCAACUAAAGUGUCUUUCUCUAUCUCUCCACCCUCAGGCGUAAGACCAUCUAGCCUUCCCGUUUUUGACGGGUUCAUCACCGUCACGGACUCCGACCAGUCAGCCUUCUCGAUCCCUUAUGUGGGCCCACCCUACUCGUUGUUCAACACACCUUAUAUCUACACCUCACCCACAAGUUUCGGCGUCCAGUUGCCCAGCUUAUAUGGCUACAACGCUGAUCAAAGUAACAUUACAUACGACAUAGGUCUCCUCGAAGUCGUCGUUUCCUACGGCUUCGGCGGCGCAGUCCCAACACUUCAAUGGACGACGGAAUUUUCUAUCUCCAUCCUGCCCGCCAACACCAAUAUAAAGCCUGAUCACUAUGGAUUUAACCAGUCAAUCCAGUAUCCGUAUAUUCCUUCAGCCUUUGCACCGAAUUCGACAGUGUUCAGGCAUCCGAAUUUUGGGACGCUGAUUAAUGACACGGGGUUGAUGUGGCCAGAGAAUAAUGCCCCGUUUGACUCGGAUACGAGUGUUAAGGGGGGUAAUGGGGUGCGUUGGAAGGUGGGAAAUGGGGAUUAUAGGUGGUUUGCUGCAGUAUUGAGGUGGGGCGGGACGAGUGGGAGACAGGAGGAUUAUGAUACUUGGUUGGGGCCUGUGAUUAGAUUCGUGAACGGGACCAGUGGGUAAAUCCAAUUAAGUGGUAAGUCUUAGGGAGUUGAUCUCUACUUUUCCCAGAUCAAAGGUGUUUGUUAUCAUUCGUUUGAAGAUUUCUCGAUGCUUAGAAUUAGAGCAUCACAAGUCGCUCAGAAAUCUUUCCAUUUCAAC
Molecule: messenger RNA, 1998 nt
Organism: Hyaloscypha bicolor E
Lineage: Eukaryota; Fungi; Ascomycota; Leotiomycetes; Helotiales; Hyaloscyphaceae
Product: subtilisin-like protein
Exons: 4
Coding region: 1-1860 (619 amino acids)
Biological process (GO): proteolysis
Cellular component (GO): cell wall; membrane
Molecular function (GO): serine-type endopeptidase activity
Source: RefSeq, a predicted model, not a curated record